UCCGCGGCUACUCGGGGCAGCUUCCGCCUUCUGCCGGGUGCGCGCGCUCUACUGGCGGGCGGCUCGGGAUCAUGGCGGCCGCGGCCACGAUGGCGAACUCGGGGUCGGCGCGGAAGCGGCUACUCAAGGAGGAAGACAUGACCAAGGUGGAGUUCGAGACGAGCGAGGAGGUGGACGUGACGCCCACGUUCGACACCAUGGGCCUGCGGGAGGACCUGCUGCGCGGCAUCUACGCCUACGGGUUUGAGAAGCCAUCAGCCAUCCAGCAGCGUGCCAUCAAGCAGAUCAUCAAAGGGAGGGACGUCAUUGCACAGUCACAGUCUGGUACAGGCAAGACGGCCACCUUCAGUAUCUCUGUUCUCCAGUGCCUGGACAUUCAGGUCAGGGAGACCCAAGCAUUGAUCUUGGCACCCACAAGGGAGUUGGCUGUGCAGAUUCAGAAGGGUCUGCUUGCCCUCGGAGACUACAUGAAUGUCCAGUGCCACGCCUGCAUCGGGGGCACCAACGUGGGCGAGGACAUCCGGAAGCUUGACUAUGGGCAGCACGUGGUGGCUGGCACGCCGGGGCGGGUCUUUGAUAUGAUUCGACGCAGAAGUUUGAGGACCCGCGCCAUCAAGAUGCUGGUGUUGGAUGAAGCGGAUGAAAUGCUCAACAAGGGUUUCAAGGAGCAGAUUUACGACGUGUACAGGUACCUGCCCCCGGCCACCCAGGUGGUCCUCAUCAGUGCCACGCUGCCGCACGAGAUCCUGGAGAUGACCAACAAGUUCAUGACAGACCCCAUCCGCAUCUUGGUGAAACGUGAUGAGUUGACUCUGGAAGGCAUCAAGCAGUUUUUUGUGGCAGUGGAAAGAGAAGAGUGGAAGUUUGACACCCUGUGUGACCUCUACGACACGCUCACCAUCACGCAGGCCGUCAUCUUCUGCAACACCAAGAGGAAGGUGGACUGGCUGACGGAGAAGAUGCGGGAGGCCAACUUCACGGUGUCCUCCAUGCACGGGGACAUGCCGCAGAAGGAGCGUGAGUCCAUCAUGAAGGAGUUCCGCUCCGGCGCCAGCCGGGUGCUCAUCUCCACUGACGUCUGGGCCCGGGGCCUCGACGUCCCCCAGGUGUCCCUCAUCAUCAACUACGACCUGCCCAACAACAGAGAGCUGUACAUACACAGAAUUGGGCGGUCAGGGCGCUAUGGCCGCAAGGGUGUGGCCAUUAACUUUGUGAAGAAUGACGACAUUCGCAUCCUGCGGGACAUCGAGCAGUACUACUCGACACAGAUCGACGAGAUGCCCAUGAACGUCGCUGACCUCAUCUGAGGGUGUAGCACCUGGCCGGCCACCUGUUCUCG
Messenger RNA from Ochotona princeps (American pika), 1339 nucleotides. RefSeq names its product eukaryotic translation initiation factor 4A3 (gene EIF4A3). The record is from RefSeq and is a predicted model, not a curated record. Gene Ontology annotation, molecular function: ATP binding; RNA helicase activity; mRNA binding. Gene Ontology annotation, cellular component: nucleolus; catalytic step 2 spliceosome. NCBI's taxonomy places the organism in Eukaryota, Metazoa, Chordata, Mammalia, Lagomorpha, Ochotonidae. The transcript is spliced from 12 exons. The coding region runs from base 72 to 1307 and encodes 411 amino acids.